AAGAGCAUAAAAGUAAUUGUGUGUCGUGUCGUAAUGUGAGCCUGGAAGAGAAGAGAAUUUGAGUAGGAGAUCCAUGAAAAUAUUUUUAUUGCAUUAUAUCCUUUUUCUCCACUUUCUCCCUUUUUCGCCGGCUGACGACGACGACGACGCUGCUUACCUACCACCGCACCACCCCUGCACAUUACACAUUAUCCUCUUUACCCGUCAUUUGUACAUUGUGUGUGUGUGUGUGGUGAUCUGAUAUAACAACAGACUUUAUUGCCGAAGCGACACAAGGCUGCCUUUGUACUUACGAGUGCCUCAAGUAUCUUUUAUUAGUUAUGCUUGAACGGCAGUGGGGAAUUUGCCAAAAUGUCAAAUGGGCCGUCCUCGUACAUAUUACUUUGCCAGUUAUUAGAUAGUUUCAGCAGCACUGGUCUGGAGAUGGUCACGUAGAACUAGUUUCCCUCUUCCUACUACUUUUGUUUCUAUAAAGAUGGAGAAACUCCAAAUAGGAUUUUCUGCAUCUUCUUCUCCAAAGCACAAAAUCAGAUUUGCUGGCUAGUUUCUGCGUAUUUCCUUAAAAUGCAUUAGAAAGCUGGGUGCCAAAGAACGAGACAUAAAAUAUUGUUGCAGUAAAAUGUUUCUGCAGGCAGAAAUUGUGGGCGAACUACUUGGUUCACCAGAGAUGGAAAGGAAAGUUGUUGAUGAAGCAAGGACGUUUUCUUCCACCAAACAUAUUUGCAGCAUGAAUAGCAUCUAUUUACUACAGCACAACCAUAAUAAAUGUUGGUAUUCACUUGUCGAGUUGCGUAAUAAUUAAUGCAUUCACUUGUCUUCGUCGUUUGUAGCAGGGUGCACUGCACAAGAAUGAGAAACACAAUUAACAAUCAACAAAGUCCUUGAGUGUUUUCUACACCUUUAUUUAUUGUGAAAUUGAUUGCAUUCAGAAUAGAAAAUAUGUAAAUAUGUAUGUACGAGUUGAUUCAUUUACCAACUUGUGUAUACAUCGGAGCAUAUAUUUAUUAUUGAGCUUCACAAAAUCAUGGAUUGUUUAUUAUUUUAUUUUCUUAGUUUAUUUUAUUAAAUUUUUGGGGGAUCCUAGGAUUAGUAUUUUAUUUCGAUUCAAUGCGUGUCGUUUCGCCUCUAUUUUAUGGAAGACUCAAUAGCAAUAAAUGAAACAUGUUCCGCUUUCAGGCUUCUUGUCCAGGGUCGUGACUUGUAUUCAUUAAGACUCGCAGAAACGAAAAAAAAACUUUCUCAAAGGAAAUUAAUCCUUUUACUGGUUCUGCAAUGGUGAAUGGUGUUUUUAUUUCUAUUAAAUUUCUACUUAUUCUCCUCAGAUCCUCUGCUACAUACAGACCCUGUCGAAGUUGACGACACUACUUCCUUUCCAAUUCGACUGAGUGUGAUUGAUGGAGAUGGACUACCGGUGAUUGUGGAUAUGUACAGAGAAGGAGAUCAUUAUCUCUUCAUUCCCGUCGCACCCAACGGGACCCGGUUGAUCAAAAAUCCAAAUUUGGAAGACCCUGACCCGGAACUUGGGAGAAUUCUUGCACGGCAAUACUCUAUGAAGGAGAGAUCAAGAUGGGUCGAACCUGAGGAGAAUUUGGAGAGGAGAAAGGCGGUGACAGGGGGAACAAAUAUUGACACUCCUCGAGGAGUGGUGGGAAAAGAAGACGACGACGAGAGUCCAAGCAGAUCCCGUGGACUAUCUUUCAAUCAAAGUGCCUUUAAACAAACGGACUCCUCCACUCUCCCUCCUCGUAGUCGUAGUGUUAUGAAAAAAGAAUGGAGAAAUGUCGACAGUCAUAGUCCCUACAGACCUCAAAAUGAUGAUGGCGAUGGUGGUGGAGGAGGGAAUUUUUUCAGGGAUGGUGGCACGACAUCCUCUGAUGAUGAGACAGAGUUCCACUUACAGCCAGAAAACCCUAAUACCAUCUCUUUCCUAUUUGACAAAAAUAAAAAUGAUGAAGCAAAUACUGGUGGUGGCGAAUCAUCUCUGGAACAUUCUUCUUCAACUUCGCCUCUUUCUCCAAUUUCUCCUCGCAUCAUGUUGGACGAAAGAAAAAUGCUCCAAGGCGGCUCUGAACACCAAUCUGACUUGGAGUUGAAACCUCCAUCACCAAAGAUAUCAAUGUCAUCUGCAAAGAUUCCAUCGUCUGAGAAAAUAUUAUUUAAUGGUUCCACAGAAAGUCCUCAUCAUCAAAGCCAUACUCCUGCAUCAGGAGAAGAGCCUAAUUCCACUACAAGUAAUGGGAAAAUUAGAUUCCCCGUCGCAAGUGAUGGUGAUGAAGACGAUGGCGCAGCAAGUUAUCCUUUGAGACAUUUGUCCACUAUAGAAAGCCACCGCGUGGAGAAAGUCUCCCCAAGAAAUUCCAACAGUAUAAAAAACUACACCAGAGUUAAAUCAGGACGAUCGUUUAAAAAAGCUACAAAAAAUAUAACAUUAGAGGGGACUUGGCAAAAAAGUUACGUUUAG
Folsomia candida is the source of this 2461-nucleotide messenger RNA. RefSeq lists its product as uncharacterized. Bases 1280 to 2461 code for a protein of 393 amino acids. The transcript is spliced from 5 exons. The record is from RefSeq and is a predicted model, not a curated record. Lineage: Eukaryota; Metazoa; Arthropoda; Collembola; Entomobryomorpha; Isotomidae.